AUGGAUGAUGCAAAUCGUUUGGAAAGUCUUGGAUAUAAACAAGAAUUAACUCGUAGUUUAAGUCGUUUAACAAAUUAUGGAAUGACUUUAUCAGUAGUUAGUAUAACAUCAGGUAUAACAUCUCUUUUUGCUUAUGGAUUGAAUACGGGUGGUCCUGUUGUUAUGGUUUGGGGAUGGAUCGUUGUUGCUCUAUUUACUAUAUGUGUGGGUCUUAGUAUGGCAGAAAUUUGUUCAGCUUAUCCAACUGCAGGUGGUCUUUAUUUUUGGGCUGCUCACCUCGUGCCUACUCAAUAUAAACCAUUGGUUAGUUGGUUUACUGGAUGGUUUAAUUUAAUGGGACAAUUUACCGCAGUAGCAUCUGUUGAUUUUGGUCUUGCAAUGCUUGUUGGUAGUGUUAUUUCAGUUGGUGUUGGUAAUUGGUCACCUCAACCAUGGCAUAUUGUUUUAAUUCAUUUAGGUCUUAUUAUUAGUCAUGGUAUAUGUAAUUCUCUUGGUCCUCGUGUUUUACUUUGGAUAACUUAUGUAUCUACUUGGUGGCAAUUAUUUGCACCCGUUAUUAUCGCUAUUGCUCUGUUAGCUGUGGGAAAAGGUGAACAUCAUACAGGAGGAUUUGUCUUUACAACUUUUGUGAAUCGAACAGGAUGGACAAGUUCAAUUUAUGUCGUUUUAAUUGGUCUUUUACAAGCUCAAUAUUGUUUAGCUGGUUAUGAUUCUGCUGCAUAUAUGUGUGAAGAAACAAAACGGGCUGAUAUUGCAGGUCCAUGGGGAAUGAUAAGUGCUCUUGUUGGAUCAGUUUUCCUGGGUUGGUUCUUUCUUAUUUCACUUAUAACAGGUGUACGUAAUUAUGAAUCAACAGUAAAAAGUGAAACAGGAUUUGCAGUAACACAAAUUUUAUUGGAUAAUUUUGGUCGAUCAUGGACACUUGUAUUAAUGUGUAUUUUAUUAAUAACUUGUUGGCUUUGUGGUCUUUUAACAGUAACAGCAACUUCGCGAAUGAUUUAUGGAUUUAGUCGAGAUAAUGCUUUACCAUGGAGUCAUGUUUGGCAAAAGAUUCAUCCUCGUCUUGCAUGUCCACUUAAUGGUGUUUGGCUGGCUUGUUUAAUUGGUUUUCUUUUCGGCCUUCCUUAUCUGGUUAAUUCAACAGCAUAUACUGCUAUAACUAGUUUCUGUACUAUCUGCAUUUAUGUUGCUUAUGGUCUACCAAUACUAUGUAAAAUACUCUCUCCUAUUGCAUUUUCUCAUGGUCCUUUUCAUCUCGGUCGAUGUUCAUCAUAUCUUAAUGUUAUUGCUCUUUUAUGGAUAUGUUUAAUCGUAGUUCUAUUUGUUCUACCUCCUGAACAUCCAGUGACAGCUACUAAUAUGAAUUAUUCUUCAGUUGGCUUCGGGACCAUAUUAUUAGUCUCUUCAUUUGUUUAUAUAUUCUCUGCUCGACAUUGGUUUAAAGGUCCUCGUACUAAUGUUACAACAGAUAAUGAAUUGAAAUCUUCGACAAAUUCUGAAACUUAA
Messenger RNA from Adineta steineri, 1506 nucleotides. The record is from the annotation of a GenBank genome assembly. NCBI's taxonomy places the organism in Eukaryota, Metazoa, Rotifera, Eurotatoria, Adinetida, Adinetidae.